Molecule: messenger RNA, 2667 nt
Organism: Hyla sarda
Lineage: Eukaryota; Metazoa; Chordata; Amphibia; Anura; Hylidae
Gene: GCNT1
Product: glucosaminyl (N-acetyl) transferase 1
Exons: 3
Coding region: 756-2042 (428 amino acids)
Cellular component (GO): membrane
Molecular function (GO): beta-1,3-galactosyl-O-glycosyl-glycoprotein beta-1,6-N-acetylglucosaminyltransferase activity
Source: RefSeq, a predicted model, not a curated record
UUCUCUCAUUCAUGCCACUCAUAAAGGAAGCAGCUCCGAUACUGUCUUUAACGGAUAGUGAUCGGUCGUGCGCUACCAGUGAUGUCCAGGGGGUGGCGCUGAUCCUCCGCCAUCUUUAUAACACCACAUGCAGUAGAAUAAGGCAUUGUAAUACAGUGCGCUCUUUUCCGGACACAAACUCCUGGGGUGACGCCGCUGUAAUCCCACUCUGGCGCCAUAACAGCAUCACCCCUGAGGUUUAUGUCCUGGGCGGGAUACAAGGUGAGGCACUGCCAGAAGGUGAAGCUGCAGGGGAAGUGUCAGCUGAGAGUGACGGUGGGAGGGGCACAGAGUGAUGAGGAGAGCCGCUCGCCCCGGGAGUAGUUGUGCCUGUGGUCAGACUGGACGGCCAGACAUUGCGGCUCCACGAACCUCACCUGAGGGGGCAGCUUCACAGGGAUGUCCCUGCGCGUCGUCGUCAAGGCAAUGUCACUAGUCCGGGGCCGGGCCCGGAGCGGAGAAGAGGGCCUCCCGGUGAAAAUGGACAGCCCCGAACGACUAACCCUCCCCACCGGAUGGUCCCUGCAGCAUAGAUGGCGUGGACCAGCUCACCCUUUUUUUCCCACCGAGGGGAGGAUGAAUGCGGUUCGUAUUGCCAAGAAUUUUGUAACAACAACUGAACUUCGAUGACACACUGGUAUUCUGGAGGACCCUUCACUUGACAAGAAUUGAUAUUUUUCUGUUCUUGUGUUUUAAAUUGCUUAAACUAUUCUGCAAUGCUGAGAAGAAGAUUACGCCAUUGUAAAGCCAGCCGAUUAGGCUUGUUGCUUUUAAUCGCACUCACUGCAGCCACCCUCACAGUGGUAAAGAACCACAACAAAACAGCAUAUUUUACGAACAGAAACUUAGAAAUUGCUGAGGAGAACCACAAUAGUAAUGUGAACUGUACAAAGAUCCUCAGGGGUGACAUUGAGGCGAUCCAGAAUGCCAAACUAGAGCUCCUCACUGUGAAAUACAGGAGAGAGCAGCAUCGUCUGACUGAAAAUGACUACAUCAAUAUGACCAAAGAUUGUUACUCUUUCACUAGAGAUCGGAAAUAUAUUUUAUAUCCACUUAGCGAUGAAGAACGUGAAUUCUCCAUAGCCUAUUCAAUAGUGGUUCAUCAUAAAAUUGAUAUGCUGGAAAGACUUUUGCGUACUAUAUACAUGCCUCAGAAUUAUUACUGCAUUCAUGUGGACAAGAAAUCUUCAGAAUCUUUUAUGGCUGCAGUAAAAGGCAUCUCCUCCUGCUUUGAAAAUGUCUUUAUAGCCUCUGAAUCUGAGAAUGUAGUGUAUGCUUCGUGGAGACGUGUGCAGGCUGACCUCAAUUGCAUGAAAGAUCUUCACCAUGCGGGAGCCCAGUGGAAGUACUUAAUAAACCUCUGUGGCAUGGAUUUUCCUAUAAAAACCAACCGAGAAAUGGUACAGAUGUUAAAAGCAUUGAAAGGUGAAAACAGCCUAGAAACCGAAAAAAUGCCACCACACAAGGAAGUACGGUGGAGGAAGCAUUAUGAGAUAACUGAUAAUGGUAUUAGGAAAACAGACGUUGACAAGAUGCCGCCACCAUUUGAAAUCCCAGUGUUUUCUGGUAGUGCCUAUUUUGUUUUCAGUAGAGCGUUUGUUAGCAAUGUCUUGGAAGAUGACAAAAUCAGGACGAUCCUAGAGUGGUCUAAGGACACUUAUAGCCCAGAUGAAUUUUUAUGGGCAACUCUACAAAGAUUUCCCGGAAUGCCCGGAUCUGUUCCUGCUAAUAGUAAAUAUGAUGUUUCAGACAUGAAUUCCAUUGCCAGGUUUGUGAAGUGGGAAUACCUGGAGGGAGAUGUUGCUAAAGGAGCACCAUAUCCACCGUGUAGUGGGACUCAUGUGCGUUCAGUGUGCGUGUUCGGUGGGGGUGACUUGCAGUUUAUGUUAGGGAAGCAUCACCUGUUUGCUAAUAAAUUUGACAUGGACGUAGACCCUACUGCUAUUCAGUGCCUAGAAGAAUAUCUGAGACAUAAAGCACUAUAUCCACAAAUACAAGACUGAUCAAUGUACAGCCAUGGUGCUCUGAUGCUUUAAAUUCACACAUCGUGCCACUGUUUGACAUUGCACAAUAUUUGUAUGACUGAUGUGGCAAAAAUCUUUUUUGGAUGCUAGGAGUAGCUUUUAAAAAUGUGUUACAGAAAGCAUACAGUAUAAAGGUACCUGUGAAACUAUAGCUGGGGAGCUAUUUAAAGAUUCUCAGUUUAUUUUAACUCCGUAGGAGUUGUUGUGCAAUAAAUUCCCAGCUCCAUUAUUUCUUAUGUGUCAACAUAAAAGUGCCUCCUUCGUGAUAACGAACAUCUUUAUGUAUUGUUGUGUGCCUGAAUUGGGAUUGCUGCCAGUUGGCAUUUUUCAUGCCAAGCAUAUUUUUUGUUAUUACCCUGACAAACCAUUUCCUGCUAUGUAUUGUUUUGAUAAGAAUGCUAAAAAUCUUAAGAGUCCUUCAGGGCAAUGUGUGAUUGUCCCCAUGAAAAAAGGGCGAGGAGGGGUUCUUCCUUUAGUAACGUGACACAUUACAUAUUAGUUUUCUGCAGGUACACUAGUACUUUUCUGAUAGCUGUGUCCAAUAUAGCUUAAAGGGGUACUCCGGUGAAAACCUUUUUUCUUUUAAAUCAACUGGUGCCAGAAA